This is a messenger RNA of Colletotrichum gloeosporioides, 951 nucleotides long. RefSeq lists its product as uncharacterized. The coding region runs from base 1 to 951 and encodes 316 amino acids. The transcript is spliced from 4 exons. The record is from RefSeq and is a predicted model, not a curated record. Gene Ontology annotation, molecular function: ATP-dependent peptidase activity; metalloendopeptidase activity; ATP binding. Gene Ontology annotation, biological process: proteolysis. Lineage: Eukaryota; Fungi; Ascomycota; Sordariomycetes; Glomerellales; Glomerellaceae.
AUGGCGCCAGUCAACCCAACGACGGCGCGACAAACGCUUGCUCGCGCCAGUAAUGUCGCUACUAUGGUAUGGAAAAGGGCAGCCAUAUUAGCUGCGCCAGAAGUCGCGCGCGCGACCCACCAUGCAUUGGCUCGCCGUGACUUAAGUGUCAACUCAACUCAGGGUGUCACCCUUGGUGUUAUCGCUGCAUACGUCGUCGCCAUCGCUAUUCUUUGGAACGUUCCGUAUCUUCGAAAUAUCCUUUGGCCUUUUAAGAUGCUCACGGUAGCGUUUCACGAGUUUGGCCACGCCAUCACCGCGUGUUGUACCGGUGGUCGUGUUGUAUCUAUCACCCUCGAUCCCAACGAAGGGGGCCAGACCCUUAUGAAGGGCGCCAUGAUUCCGGACGGAUGGCAGAGGCCGUUAAUCAAGCUUCGCUUUCAUUCAAACGGUCGGCUAACGGUUCAAUCUGCAGGUGUUCAAGCUAUUACUUUGCCGGCUGGUUAUCUGGGUUCGUCGCUCAUCGGAGGUUUGCUCAUCUUUUGCGGCUUCAACAUCAACGCAUCCAAGAUCGCGUCCAUGGUCCUCGGAUUUUGUUUCCUACUCACACUUUGGUGGGGGAAAAGAGACUGGCUCACUAUUCUGACGGUUCUUCUCGCUGUCGGGCUGCUUGUUGCGGCUUGGUUCAUUGCUCAUGCUCAGGCUUUGAGAUUCGUUGUUCUCUUCCUCGGAGUAAUGUCCGCUCUUUACUCCGCUUGGGAUAUCUGCGACGACCUCAUCAUGCGAAAAGUAAACAGCUCGGAUGCAAGCGUUUUUGCCCAGCGAUACGGCGGCUCAUCUCGAUGCUGGGGCCUUAUCUGGGUCUUCAUCAGUCUCUGCUUCAUGGCAAUCGCCAUUGUAGCCGGCAUCGCUGCCUUCCCGCAGAGCUUUUCUGAACAGGAGAGCGACUCGCAGAAGUUUUUGCCCACCUAA